Schistosoma curassoni is the source of this 2353-nucleotide messenger RNA. The record is from the annotation of a GenBank genome assembly. NCBI's taxonomy places the organism in Eukaryota, Metazoa, Platyhelminthes, Trematoda, Strigeidida, Schistosomatidae.
CUCAUUUUUACUACUGAUCACAAAGUUCCUAAAAAGUGCAGAUCUCAAUAACAGAUAUCGCUAGUGCAAAGUAUUUCAGUAUACAUAUAAAUAAAAAGAAAUCAUCAUAGCACUACUCAAUGGGGUUUAAGUGCUUGUUGUUGAGUUACGGUUACAUGUUGCGUUUUCAAUUGUGUCAACACACAUCAUGAGGAACUGCGUCCCAAACAGGCCUGUUCAUUUGUCAAGAUUUGAAGUGAAUCUAAAAGAAAAUGAGGUUAUUGAGUGACAUUUAAUUCAACUUUAUACAGAAAGAAAUAAAAAAGUUGAGGCAGGAAGUGAAUGAUAUGCAGUUAAGAUCAAAUGAGUUACUAUUCGUAAACAACCAAUUUUCUACCGAUGAAAAUUUCAACAUCAUUAAAAACCUUGAGCAACAAUUAGAUUCUUUGAAUGAAGAACUAAAAUAUGAAACAGUUCUUCGUUCAAGGAUUGAAAAAGAGUUGAGUUGUGCAUUAAGUGAGCUGAGGUUUUAUCGGACAUCUACAGUAGCUGAUAUUGCCCACCAAGAAAAAAGCGAAAUUAAGUCUCACUGUGAAAGUUUUACGAUCGAAAUUUUGAAUGAACUGAAAGCACAAAUAUAUUCAAACUUAUCAUCAUUCACCGAACAAAACAUAAAGCAAUUGACUUUGAAGAAAGGACAUUACAAUGAACUGAUUGGUUUUGGGAAGUUACGAGAGACAGCUAAUGAAUUCAAAAGAGAAUUGAUUGAGAUUUGUAGACGUGAAGAAAGUGCUAUUAAAUCACUUGGUGAAUUACAACACAAGUAUUCUAUACUUCAAAGACAAUACAAUGGAUCCACUCAACUAACUGAGGAUGCAUUACAUAAGGUUGCAGAAUUAAUAUCUUUAAGUCAAACAUUAACUAACGAGCGUGAUGAUGCAAUACAAAGAAGAGAAAAUGCAGAAAAUGAACUUUCAAAACUCCAACUCGUUGUCGAUAAACUAACUGAAGAAUCUGGUCAACGUACAAGGGAAGAAAUAGAUAAAAUAGAAAAGAAAGCCAAUGAAAAUAUUGAGAAUUUAUUAAAUGAACUGCACCAUAUGGAGAAGGAACGCUGUCAAUUGGCCAUUCAAUUAGAAUUUUAUAAAACAAACAACCUUAGUCAUCAUAUCAACGAUGUAAAUAAUGAAGGUAAAUCUGUUCUAAAUGUAAAUACUACUUCAGGCGAUUCGAAACCGGAUUGUCUGUUGGAUACUUUUAGAAAACGUGCCAUACACGCUGAGAGUUUAUGCAACGAAUUAAAGUUAAGAUUGGAAACUGAAUGUAACAACAAAGAAAAGUUAGUUGCAUCUAAACAAAUCGAAAUUGAACAAUUAAAUGAAAAGAACAAAUUGCUUAUAGAACGCUUUGAAUAUAAUGAAUUACGACGGAAAAAGAAUGAAAACCAUUAUAAUAAACAAAAUGAAGUUUUGUUCAAUUCUCAACUCCAAUUGAAUAGUCUUAAACAACAGUUAGAAGCUGUACAAAAAAGUGCACAAGUUCAAAUCACCUCAAUAAAACAGUCAAUGAAAAUGCAAGAAGUCGAGUAUAAAUUAAAGAUCGAAACACUUGAGAAAGUAAAUAAAUUAACCGAUGAAAAUUGGCGUAAUCUGUUAGAUAAGCAACAAAUAUUAACGUCACAAUGGAGAAAGGAAGCAGAAGAACUAGCCAACCAACUUGAAGAACAAACCAAUGCAUUUGAGACGGAAAUAGGAAAAUAUCGGAGUAAAUGACAAAUGUCUACCAAUAACGUGAUGACUCGGCCUUAUUUCAUCAUGCGAUUUCCCAAAUACCCGAUGAUAAGGAUGAAUGAUAUGCUGCCCAAGAGUAAUUUCCUCAAGUACGCAAAUAAUAGAGACAUUACUUACCAGAUAGUAAAGUUGUAGCAAUCCACUUAUUGGACACUGAAGACUUGUGUUUGACCUUACUAAUGAUUGUUCAUAUUUUAGUGAUAAUGUUGACAAUAAGAGAGAAUAAUUUGCAAUCCCAUUUUUGCUUUCAUGACAACGGAUUUUCUUUUAAAUUACUAAUUUAUUUAAUUACAGAUUGUUGAACAAGUGAAAUACCCAUAUCGCUUAUCUAAGUAUUAUUUUGUCCUAUAUUAAUUGACAAUGGGUUAGAUGCAAAGUGGAAAUUAGUUACAUACGAUCAUUCACAAAUUGCGAAACAGUGGAAAUGAAUCACUACUCAAGAUUAAUAAAAUGUAUAAAAGAAAACCAGGAAAGAAUUGUUCUCUUCUCUGGUUUUAAUGUACAAACAGUUCACUCUCAAUAUUUUUUUGAAAUUUUUGUUGACGAUUCCAUCGAAAUAAUGAAAAAACCAGUGUUACCACUAA